Messenger RNA from Daphnia magna, 4090 nucleotides. RefSeq lists its product as uncharacterized. The record is from RefSeq and is a predicted model, not a curated record. Gene Ontology annotation, biological process: intrinsic apoptotic signaling pathway in response to endoplasmic reticulum stress; protein phosphorylation; IRE1-mediated unfolded protein response. The transcript is spliced from 19 exons. Gene Ontology annotation, cellular component: protein phosphatase type 2A complex; IRE1-TRAF2-ASK1 complex. The coding region runs from base 636 to 3833 and encodes 1065 amino acids. NCBI's taxonomy places the organism in Eukaryota, Metazoa, Arthropoda, Branchiopoda, Diplostraca, Daphniidae. Gene Ontology annotation, molecular function: RNA endonuclease activity; protein phosphatase regulator activity; protein serine/threonine kinase activity.
UGGCGGCUAAUCUUGACCUGGCAGCAGCAAGCAAAUAGCAAACAUUGAUGCCCGGUGGUGGUUUUUAUAGUUAAACUGUGUCUGAAGACUUGAAGAGAAAAAGCAAGACGUGACUUUUCGUCAACACGAUUGAACCUCAUGCAACAAAUCUGAGAAGGUUCUACAGGAAAUGGGGGCGUUUAGGAAGAAAUGUUUGUGUUAUAUAAUAAGUUACGACAACGAUGGUGUGAAAAUAAGAUGGAAAAAGGGAUUCACAAUAGCAGGAACCAUCGUUUUCACGUUGGAAAUCUUGGUAACACGAUCAAGCUCCUCGAACUGUUGUGCCCCAUUUUCGCUGUUCCCACAAAGAUUUGCUUGGACUGUUUAACGACAAGUCGGACGCUGCCGUAAGUGCCAACGUGUUGCAUCCUUUGUCAAGGUGCCCGUUUAGUGUAUACUUGAUGGCGUUUCAAAGCAAACUUUUCACGGGAUGUAAUUGUAGUUAACGCUAGUAAGAGUCGUUUUGAGGACGAAUGAGAGUGAACGAUGCAGAGAAGCUGAAUUGGAAAAUGUAUUGUCUCUAAAUUCUAAGAAUUAAGUGAAUUUUAAAUAUUCGUAAUGUUGGCUAUGGCUCAAGUUUAACGCUAUCGAGACUCAUGGACAUUUUCAUAUUUCAGCCCGUCAAUUCACCGGUUUUCAAUCGUUACAAGACGGGCACGCUGACGAGAAAUAGAUUUUACUGUAAAGAUAGCCGUUUAUCGCCGCAGGGAAUGCGACAUUGGACCUCCCGACACCAGCCCCACUCCGACACCAGCCCCCUGUCCGCAUGCCCCAGGAAAGUAUAUACUACCAGUUCUGAAAAGAUGGCAGAUGCUGAACAACCGGAACCAGCGGAGGAUUUUCUAUUUAAGGGGAAAAGAUUGGAUUGCAAAAAAAAGAUUUUCGGUGAAGGUUUUUUCUUGUUUGACGGAUAUUGGAAGGAAAAUGAAAAUGCAGGGGCUGAAAAGGAACGCGUGAAAUCAAAGACUUCUAAUCUAAAAAAAGAAGCUGCGAUAAGAAGAAUAAAAAAUGAAGACUGCCUUGAUGGGUGGAAAGAUGUGGCCGAUAAGCUCGUCAAGGACAACCUGAAUAAUACAACCCACAAUAAUAUCCUACGAGUCUUUUGUUACGAGGAGGACGUUGCCAACGAAUGGAGGUAUUUUGCCCUAGAACCGUACAGUGCUACGUUAUAUGAAUAUUGCACUGGCCGGUACAAGGGAGCGAUGCCAAAUCAAUCGCAAGUUCUUUAUCAAAUCGUUAAUGGCAUCUGUUACCUACAUGAAAACGGAAUUAUCCACGGAGAUUUAAAUCCAUUGAAUGUCGUCGUUGUCGCUCAUUCUCAACCUGUGCGCAUGAAAAUUUCAGAUUCCGGAUUAACCAAAUUUAGUUCCAGUAAACAGCUACCGGAGCUGAUAAAGAGAAGUGAAGAAAGAAUGAGGACUGGUGACGGAACAUCUUUGAAGAGCCUGGAACUCUGUCAAAGUAAAUACUGGACACUUUCGGGACAGAAAGACGUCAUGGAAAAACACGUCAAUGACGAUUUUGUUGCUGCUGGAUGUCUACUGUUUUAUUAUUUGAAGAGCGCCAAACAUGUUUUUGGUGAUGACUUGGAAUCUAUCUUGAAAAACCUCAAGGAAAAGAAUCCAGUCAAUUUAAAAAAAUUGAGUAAUAAUCAUGUUGCAUACGAUCCCAUCCAAAGAAUGAUUAUUCCUGCAUCAAAUGGACUCAAUCCGUUGCCCACAAACAAAAAGAAAUUCGAAGAAGCACUUUCACUACAAGUCACUAACAAACUGCUUGGUCAAGGGUUUUUUGGAGAUGUUUUUGAAGGGAAAUUUAACGGCGAUCUUGUGGCGGUCAAAGAAAUGACGAAGACAACAUCUCUAAAACAAACUAUUCAAAGAGAAAUGAGUACACACAAAGAGUUAAAUCACGUCAACGUAGUUCAACUCUUGGACGUCGCUGAUUCUGCCGACAAUAGAUUCACGCAUCUGGUUUUGGAAUUGUGUACCGGGACAUUGACGGAUUAUUGCGAAAAGAAAUACAACGGACCGAAAUUGCCACCAGACGAAUUGGUCCUUUAUCAAAUCGCCAAUGGAUUGCAUUACAUCCACUCGAGAAAUUUGGUGCAUCGCGAUAUUAAACCGGAUAACAUCCUCAUUUCAAUGACGUCGCCCGUUCAAAUGAAAGUCUCUGAUUUAUCGUUUGUUAAGAAAACACACCUAGAUAUUUUUUCGCAGAGCGAAAUUAGAGGAACUCUUCAGUGGAUGGCACCUGAGAGACUUAAGGUUUUAAUUGACACUGAAAACAUGCCUGCUGAUCUGCCAGAUGGAACAAUCAAAAGUGACACGUUUUCAUCCGGAUGUGUUUUUUUCUAUUUCCUGACGCGUGGCACACAUCCAUUUGGGAAGAAUAAAGUCUCUGUCCCUGCCAAUAUUUUGCUAAACAAACCGGAGGAACUCGACAAUUACAAUAAACAUUUGGCGGAAGACGACGUAAACGGAAGAAUCCUUGCUCAUUUGAUUGAGGAUAUGAUUCAAUUUGAAGAAAAAGAAAGAAUCGGAUUGCCUGAGGUCAUAAAACAACUAGCCGCUGUAUUGGACGGGAUGGACAAAAGCAAAUGUCAAUUGAGGCUCGUUGAAGCGUCGUUAGGUGGGAAGUACAUAAUCCGUUCCCAUCCCACCGAACUGAUUCUUGCAUGUGCCAAUAGAAAAGAGUUAAUAUUUUACACUGCCGAAAAUUUUGCUAUUCCGUUUUCCAAUUGGAGAAAGAAGAAAGAAGUCACAUUUCAACAUCUAAACUUAAGGAGUGUUGAAUCGCUUGAGUGGAAUAUUAACGGGACACAACUAGCUGCUGGAUUCGAAGGCGGUACUGUCGUCGUAUGGAGUUACCCAGAGUGCAAAAUCCUCUUUCAAAAGAAACUUCCGAAUUUUAUCAAAGAAAUAAAUUGGAAUCCAACCAGGCCCAACUUAUUUGCUGUUUGUGAUGAGUUCUUGCCAUCCUUAUAUGAGCUAACCAUCCAGGGCGAUUGUCAAGUUUUCGUAUGUGAUUCAUCCAUUGGCGACGUGAUCACCACAAUUGACUGUAAACGCGUUUCGGCUGUGAAGUGGAUCUCUGAAAAUCGAAUCGCCGUCUCUUCUUCUGGUGGAAAGAUCGAAAUUUUUGAAAUGGAGGAAAACAAUUUGACAACAACUCGACUCGUGAAAGAAUUCAAACAUGGAAAAGGUUGUUAUAAUCUGGAAUGGAAUGAAAGGACCCAAUAUUUGGCCAGUGGUGGUGAUUACCAAAUCAAUAUUUGGUCUAUGGACCACGACUGGCCAAUUUAUAGGCUGAGGUGUCCUCUGGAUGACGGCGGGAAAAAAAUUGCUUGGCGCUUGUGCACAGGAAAUGGGGAAGAAGAGGGCGGAAUCGAAAUGGCAAGGAAAUCAGCCAAAAACUUCACUUUUGCUUAUUACGGGUUCUUCUCAUUUAGUACAUCGCCCAGACAAGGUGUUUCUAUUUGGAAUCCUCUGGAAAGAGAACAACAACCGCGACGUCUUUCCGAAGACACAAGAAUAGAAACGGUCGACUUUUCAUCGGACGGUCGAUUUCUUGUAGCCCGAGGCAAUGAGAAUUUAAUGAUUUGGUCAACGGAGGACUGGGUACAAAUAUACGUCAACACGAAAAAGACAUAUAGACCAAAGAAGAAUAUAUCAUUUUUUACCACAAAAUCUACAAACCUUUACGAGAAUAAAUUAACAGUCAAUUAUGAGUAUGGGGACUGUAGCUUAUUUGAAUUCGCGUUCGAAGAAAGUAACAUUUCUGAAUUGGCCAGUUAAUUAUCAACAGAAUACGAUGACAAGGACGAGGAUGAUGACGUGGGCGCCGAUAGGGAAGACGUUAGUCCUCCAAAACGCCUAGAGGGGUCAUUCCUCUAAAUGGAAACUAGUGAAAAACAGGAUGUCCUGCAAAAGACAAGCAUUUAAUAUUUUCGAAAUAAAUCAAUGAUAUUUUUAUCCAAAUGUACUGGGGCCCUUCAAACUACGUGUUGGAUUUUUGCAUUCUGAUUGUUUUCACUGCAUCGUGCGUCUAGAUU